CUAUCCGAAGAACCACGGCUGCCCGAAUCCAACUUUUGGUUCCCUUAGGCAUGGUUGCGUCGCCUACGCCCACCUUCAUAAGCUAAGGCCGAGAUCCCUCGGCGACUAGUCGGAUCAUCUUUAUAAGCCAUGCCUACCGCGAAACGGUUGAAGAGCGGCUCACAGUCGAAAUCGCGCGAGACGCAACCAAGACCGACUAUCGCCGACCUGGAGGGCGAGAGCGAAUUCGCCCAGCUUGCAAGGAAGCACUGGCUCAAGCCUACUCGCCGAACUGCUAGGGUUAAAGUCAAGAACGAGGUGCUGAAGCGCGAUAUCUGGGAUGUGCUCGAGAAGGAUGGCUUCCCCUACAAGCUACUGCUUGUUCUCGAAGGACUGCAGACCCUCGAAAGCUAUCUUUGGCCCGGCUACUCCGAAGACUCGUCGAAUUUCCAUGUCCUCCUGAUCGUCCUCAUCACGAAUGUCAAGGCUAGGGAGAAGCUCGAGACCUGGGGCAUCUUUGAGAACCGACCCGCCGAGUUCUCGAGUCUGUUCACGCGCAUCCUAUCGAUGAGCCUCGACCAGACUCUAUCCCAAACCGUACGGACACAUCUGCUAUGUUUUAUCAUAUAUGCGUUUCAGAGCCUCGACUGGGCCAGCGUAAGGAAGGAGUGCGCCCCGUUGGUGUCCAUAGGCAUCUGGCACAACCUAUCGACCGAGUCGAAGCGAGACGGGAAGCUGGCCCAGGCGCUGCAGCUCAGGAAAACUUGGAAGGCAGCAGGCAAGAGGUAUGACUCGGCCGAUGAUGAGACCAAGGCACGAUUACGCUUCGAGAGGGCCUGGCUCUACACCUUAGUUCUAGACUUCCUACGGCUGCUCUACGCCGAGAAAAGGGAAGAUGAGCAUGUGCUCUACUGCGAACGAUUUGUCGAAUUCAUCUCCGACCUGUUAAGUCAACUUCCCACUAGGCGAUAUGUCAACACUCUGCUUCAAGAUCUGCAUGUCCUGCCUGCUCUGCGACUCUCGCCCAUGUUUAAUGACGAAGCAAACGGUCUGCUCCGCGAUCAAUGCUCGUUGUUGAGCCACUACGCUCAUUUCGCUAUCGACGAUCAGACGGGUGUCCAGCAUAGCCCCACUGAGGCAUAUGACCGGCACUGUGCUGACCUCGCAAAACUCCAACGGGUGUCUCUUCAGCACUUCAAGGACAAGCUGACGGUGCUCGCCUUAUCCAAUUACGGGUCUAUAGACCAAAGAAACGAAUUAGAAAAUCUCCUCGAGACCCUGACUGAUGAGGAGAUCCGACGACUUGCGACUUUGCUUGAGCUUAGGGUAGAAUACCCGGAAUCGGCCAAGGUCUCCAUCGAUCGACCCUUCUUAAUGGAGGUUCUCCUAUCGACUUACGAGAAGCGCAAGACAUUCCAGGAGAUUGCGCGGGAUAUGAGCAUCGUUCCGACCGAGGAUAGCCUCUUCGAUCAAGGCCUAUUGAGAACGGAUAACUACGAUGGCUCAAAGCCACUCGCGCUUCCUAAGCUCAAAUUACAAUACUUGUCGGUUGGGGACUUCCUCUGGAGGGCUCUGGUUCUCUACCGGUGUGAAGCAUUCUACGGCAUUAGAAAGGAUAUCACCGAUACAUUGAAGCGACUACGGCCGGAAUCAAAGCGGCCCGGUGAGACGGCAUUUGCUGGCAUUUCGAAAAUGGCACUGUCCAUAUCUCGCCCAUCUAUUCUAGAGGUUGUGCCGGCUCUUGUUGGCGACGACAAGCCGUCCGCCGUGAACGCCGAGAUUUCGCUCGACGUGCGUAGACUUACCGACAACAUUCGAAGGGAAUGGGAUUCGCUGCGUCCCGACGACGUCGUGUUUCUUGUCGCGGUAGACGCCUCUCUGCCAAAUGCCGUUUCUAAUGGUGGCGUUCACGCGAUAUCUGAGGCCCAGAAGCUAGGGCUCGUCUCCGUCCGAACAGCCGAGAUCGCUCAGACCCUAGAUGACAAGGGCAAAAUAAUUAGGGAUCCAGCUGCUUACUUCAGUGGUCAAAACCGGUCGCCAACAAGGAAAUUACAGCUUAGGUUAGACCCGAGGACUUACAAGGAAGACAUGGAUCGCGCUUCCAGGGGCAAGCCGGACGUCUAUGAACGCAUCAAUCUCGUCAUCCGACGGAGUGGCAGGGAGAACAACUUCAAGCCGGUGCUCGAGUCCAUUCGUAGCUUGUGUCUGUCGGAAGUUCCCCUGGCAUCUUGGCUGCACGAGAAUUUCCUAGGGUACGGGGACCCUGCCGGAGCGACCUACAAGCAUCUGCCAAAUCGCAUUAGAAGGCUCGAUUUCAGGGACACAUUCCUCGACUGGCAUCAUCUCGUCGAGAGUCUGCCUGGGAAAAUGGUUGAACCCGAGGCCGAUGUGUCUUCGAGCUUCGAGCCCCCUUACGUUCUCGAGACGGUAGAUAAGCCUCCGGAGAAGCAGGUAGCCAAGCCUUCUAAAAAGCGAAGAAGAGGUGCCGAGCCUGCCCUAAACGCUGAGAUUGAGACGUAUAGAGUCUCGACAUACAAGCCACCCAGUACUGGGCCCUACCCCAUCGACGCGCCGAAGCUGAAUAGUGUCCGCUUCACGCCGGCCCAAAUCGAUGCCAUAAUAUCCGGCACUCAGCCCGGACUCACCGUCAUCGUGGGCCCGCCGGGUACGGGCAAGACAGACGUCGCAACCCAAGUCAUCAACAACAUCUACCACAACUUUCCCGAGCAGCGAACGCUGCUAAUUGCGCAUUCUAACCAGGCCUUGAAUCAACUUUUUGCGAAAAUAGUGGCAUUAGACAUAGACGAGCGGCAUCUUCUCCGGCUCGGCCACGGAGAAGAAGAUCUCGACACGGACGGGAACUUCAGCAAACACGGGCGAGUCGGGUCUUUUCUCGAGAUCCGAGAUCGGUAUCUGCAGGAAGUUAACCGGCUGGCGGCCAGUUUGGGGGCCCCCGGCGCUCACGGGAACUCGGCAGAGACGGCAGGGUACUUCAAUUCCGUCUACAUCCAGCCAGCCUGGGCCAAGUUCACCGAAGUGGCCAGGGCAGAUGGUGCUUCGGCAGCGGAUAUCGUCCAGGCAUUUCCAUUCCAUAUAUACUUCUCUGAUGCGCCCCAGCCUCUGUUCCCACCCGAGGGCGACCGAGAAACGGUCUUGGACGUGGCCAACGGUUGUUACCGUCAUAUAUCAAAAAUAUUCUCUGAGCUAGAGGAUGUUCUGCCAUUCGAGAUACUACGGAGGGAUCGGGACAAAGCCAACUAUCUUCUAACGAAUGAAGCUCGCAUCAUUGCUAUGACGUCGACCCAUGCCGCGAUGCGCCGUACCGAGAUCGCUUCCCUCGGCUUUCACUAUGACAAUGUCGUCAUGGAAGAGGCUGCGCAGAUCACCGAGGUCGAGAGCUUCAUUCCUCUAGCCAUGCAAAAGCCCAAGAAUGGGCAAAUGGCGCUACAGAGGGUCGUCUUAUGCGGCGAUCACUACCAAAACUCCCCCGUGAUUCAAAGUCUCGCCUUUAGGCACUAUGCCAACCUCGAGCAGUCUCUAUUCUCUCGCUUCGUCCGUCUGGGUAUACCGGUGAUCACGCUCGACCAGCAAGGCCGCGCUCGCCCGUCCAUUGCGGCGUUAUACCAGUGGAGGUACCCAAACCUCGGAAACUUGCUGCACGUCGAAAGCCAGAAGGAGUUCCAGAGCGCCAACGCCGGAUUCAAGUACGAAUAUCAGUUCAUCAACGUGCCGGACUACGAGGGCCGUGGCGAAGCCGAACCAACGCCGCAUUUCAUCCACAACGUGGGCGAGGCCGAAUACGCAGUUGCCAUAUACCAGUAUAUGCGGCUCCUGGGGUACCCGGCGUCGAAAAUCAGCAUCCUUGCCACUUACGCCGGCCAGAGAACCCUGAUCAAAGAAGUCUUGGCUCACCGAUGUGGGAGGAACGCCAUCUUCGGGUUGCCUAAGAUCGUGACAACGGUGGAUAAAUACCAAGGGGAACAAAACGACUAUAUCAUACUCUCGCUCACGCGCACAUCGCGAGUGGGCUACCUCCGAGACAUACGCCGACUCACGGUGGCGCUCUCCCGCGCGCGGCUGGGCCUGUACAUCCUCGGGCGACGAGAAGUGUUCGAGGCGUGCUACGAGCUCCGGCCAGCAUUCGAGCUGCUCCUGCAGCGGCCGGACAAGCUCGUGCUCGCGACGGGCGAGAUGUGGCCGUCGGAGCGGGCGCAAGCGGGGGAAGAGGGCACGGCGGUGCCGGGCGAGGCGGUGAUGGAGGGCGUCGAGCACCUCGGGCAAUUCGUCUACGAGAUGACGGCGACGAGAAUCAAGCAGCAGCAGGCGGAGCGCGGGCAGUCGGAGGGGAAGGGACCCGGCGUCGGGGACUACGAGCAAGAUGCCCUGCUGCUGGAGCCGGUUGCGGAGAAAGUAUGGGAUAAGGGGGACGAUGACGACGAUGAUGAUGAUGAGGCGGACGAAGGUGUCGGCUACACCGCCCAGAGCGGCGAGAUAGCCCCCGACACAGAUGCCAGCGACGAGUCUGCCGCGGACGAUAUCGAGAUCGGGGGCGCUGCAGAGGCACAGCAGUAGGGAGAUAGCCUCAAGGCGGACGGGCGGAUGUACCUACGGCGUCACCGACCGACGA
Molecule: messenger RNA, 4606 nt
Organism: Durotheca rogersii
Lineage: Eukaryota; Fungi; Ascomycota; Sordariomycetes; Xylariales; Xylariaceae
Product: P-loop containing nucleoside triphosphate hydrolase protein
Exons: 2
Coding region: 130-4551 (1473 amino acids)
Biological process (GO): mRNA splicing, via spliceosome
Cellular component (GO): catalytic step 2 spliceosome
Molecular function (GO): helicase activity; mRNA binding
Source: RefSeq, a predicted model, not a curated record